UCUGCAGCCAUUUUGGCUCAUGCCGGCAGGCCUUCCCCUGCCGUGUCAUGGUGCGGCCGCCAGAUGGCGACACCAGGACCAGCCGUCACGCGACCCGUGCCCCUGUCCCAGCCUCGGCCCUCUAUUACCUACCCUCGAAUGGCUUCGGCGACGGCGCCACGUUUGAGGAUCAGCCGUCUGCGCCGACGAGGUAUUGCAUGUGCCUGAAGUGCGGCCAGGAGCUGUGGGCAGACUCCGCCACCACCUCGGUGGUGGACUGCUUCGCCUGCAGGGCGCCGCUGGCCUCUCCCUCCGGGGGCGGCGGGAAGCUGCCGCUGCCUCAGGCCACGAGCGCCGCCGAUCUCGAGGACGUCUUCCUGGGCACCCUGAGGAAGUCGCGCUCACUGAGGAGGUCGAGUGACCCGAGCCUGCGGAAGGUGGGGCAGAAGAUCGUGUCCCAGACCCCCGCGUCCAAGUCGGGCCUGGGGCAGGACCCCCCCACGCCGUCACAGGUCGAGCCGCCGGCCAGCCUCCACUCUGUCUCCAGAGGCGGGGUGCCGGAGCAGCAGGGCCCUGGGGGCCACCGUCUCGAAGCCUCUGGCGCUGACGGCUUUGGCCUCGGGCCGAGGCGGCAGACGCGCUCAGAGGAUGUGGCCGACGCCGACGGGACGGCCAGCGGGAGACCGAGGAGGCGGGCGGCGGGCAUGCCGAUGCAGUCGCCGAGCACCUCUAGCCUGCUCAGGAUCGGCCAGCCUUUGCUGAAGCCCUCGCCGCCUAUGCCAACCGGGAACCACGUGCUCGACGGCGUGCUCGGCAAGCUCAGCAAGCCGAAGCUCAUGGGGGCGCUCGAUCGUGUGGUGAAGGAGGCGGCGCUCAAGGAAUUCGACCUCGACGGAGACGGCAUCCUCAGCGACGAGGAGAUGGCCAUCGGGCUUCGGAAGCUAGGGGUGUCACUGCUUCCGGCGGAGUUCGACGCGUUCGUCAGGGCACUUGACGUCGACCAGAAGGGCAUGGUGCUCGUCGACGAGCUGCUCUGGAUCGUGUCCUUGUACAGGUCCCACUUCCAGCUGGACCAGAGAUCCGACAGAACGACGGCCGAGCCCCGAGCGGAAGACCCCGACCUCGGGCCGCCGCGGCCGCCGCGGGCCGAGGACGAGGCCGACGCGGGCGGCGCGUCCGGCGCACCCCCCCGCAGGUCGCCGCGCCAGGCCUCGAAGCCGCCGGGCCGCCAGGCGCAGGGUCGCGACCUGCACGCCCCGGCCGCCAGCCCGAGCCGGCGCGAGCCCGAGGCGCGGCGGGAGCUGCCCGGCGAGGCCCACGGCCGCGGCGGCAGGCCGAGGCCCGCGGCGCUCGGGGCGCCGCGGCAGGCGCGGUCGAAGGACGCGCCCGGGGUCGAGGGGGCGGCCGGCGGGACGCCCAGCGGCGACUCCGCGGCAGGCAGGCUGGUGCCGUCGCCGAACGGCUUGAGCUUGCCCAGGAUCGCCCAGCGAGCGUCGCAGCCUUCGCCUCCGACGCCAACUGGGAACGCCACGCUCGACCUCGUGCUCGGCAAGCUCGGCAAGCCGAAGCUGCUGGCGGCCUUCGACCGUAUGGUGAAGGAGCUGGCCACCGGGAAGAAGGCGCUGCAGAAGGCGGUCAGAGAGUUCGACCUCAACGGCGACGGCGUCCUCAGCAAGAACGAGAUGGCCAUCGGGCUCCGAAAGCUGGGGGUCUCAGUGCUUCCGUCGGAGCUCGAUGCGAUCAUGAGGGCACUCGAUGUCGACCAAAAUGGUACAGUAGAGGUCAACGAGUUCGUUGAGGUUAUGCAACUUUACCAGACCCAUGUCAAGCUGGAUCAAGACGCCUGCACGGAGAAGAACGGCAGCCCAAAAUACCUUGGCCCCAAACGCAUGCACCUCUACCCAAGCUAGAGUUCUUGACAUGUGGAAGAGUCCGACUUCAAGAAGGAGUUGGCUACACCCAGAGCUGGAUACUUGGGAGUAUACCACCACACAGGGACCUCGCCAGCAUGCGAUUGACGAUUUUGGAUUUAGAACUUCUGGCUUCUUUCAUGUGAGGACGUUUUCGAUGAAAUCUAUUGCGGGGCACUCGUUUGUCAGGGCAUUCGCCCUGCCCUGAUACGCCCAUACGUCCGUUCCGAACGCGGUGCGUGUCGGCUCCACGUGUUGGCCCACGUUUUGACCAACGUGCCGCGCCAGGCGUACGUUUUCAAUCUGCGUGUUGAGCUCCGCGUCCGCACGCUACGGCCUGCAGUGUUGCGUAUCGGGGCGGCAAGGAGAAAGACGAGCAGCAGGAGGUGUUGUGAAUAAGAGUCAAGCUAUCCAGGAGGGAGGACGUGGAGGAGGAGGGGUGGGAGAUGUUGCGCAGGGGCGGCGCGUAGCAGGGGCGCGCUGCUCACGGGGUGUGCGGCAGCCCGCAGAGCAGCAGCGCUGGCUGCUGCGCUUCAGGGGACCUUGCCGCAUCGGCGGCUGCCGGUUGUGCCUGACCAGACUUGGCGUUCGCGGAG
This is a messenger RNA of Prorocentrum cordatum, 2485 nucleotides long. NCBI's taxonomy places the organism in Eukaryota, Dinophyceae, Prorocentrales, Prorocentraceae. The record is from the annotation of a GenBank genome assembly.